Molecule: messenger RNA, 1090 nt
Organism: Carica papaya (papaya)
Lineage: Eukaryota; Viridiplantae; Streptophyta; Magnoliopsida; Brassicales; Caricaceae
Gene: PBA1
Product: N-terminal nucleophile aminohydrolases (Ntn hydrolases) superfamily protein
Cellular component (GO): cytoplasm; proteasome core complex
Molecular function (GO): threonine-type endopeptidase activity
Source: RefSeq, a predicted model, not a curated record
UUAAAAAACAAAAGUUGAGAGAGCAGACUUGAGCAAUAAGUCAGUGUCGUCGGGAGCAACUGCAAAAUACGCCCUUCCUCCUCUUUAUUUACUCUUGGCGAUCAAAGCUUCAGCUUUAGCCGCAUCUCAGAAGAGAAAGAAGAGAAAGAAACAAGCAAUAACUGAGCUUGAGCUAAUUAGGGUUUCUUCUUCGCUUGAUUUCUGAUUACACAAAAUGGAUCUGAAUAUGGAUUUGAACGCACCGCACUCCAUGGGCACCACUAUCAUCGGAGUUACUUACAGCGGUGGCGUUGUCCUUGGAGCCGAUUCUCGUACAAGCACCGGGAUGUACGUUGCUAAUCGAGCAUCCGACAAGAUCACAAAGCUUGCUGAUAAUGUCUACGUCUGUCGCUCUGGAUCGGCUGCAGAUUCUCAGGUUGUCUCUGAUUAUGUGCGCUACUUCCUUCAUCAGCACACCAUACAGCUUGGGCAGCCUGCAACUGUCAAAGUUGCUGCAAACCUUGUUCGGCUUCUGUCAUAUGGUAACAAGAAUAUGCUACAAACUGGCCUUAUUGUUGGUGGGUGGGACAAAUAUGAAGGUGGCAAAAUUUAUGGAGUUCCUCUUGGUGGAACACUAAUUGAGCAGCCUUUUGCUAUUGGAGGCUCUGGGUCUAGUUAUCUGUAUGGUUUCUUUGAUCAAGCUUGGAAAGAAGGAAUGACCAAGGAGGAAGCUGAGCAACUAGUGGUUAAAGCAGUUUCUCUUGCCAUUGCACGGGAUGGUGCUAGUGGGGGUGUUGUUCGCACUGUCAUUAUUAACUCAGAGGGGGUGACAAGAAACUUCUACCCUGGUGACACACUACCACUUUGGCACGAGGAGUUGGAACCUCAAAACUCAUUAUUGGAUAUACUGAACGCAUCCAGUCCAGAACCAAUGAACAUAUGAUCAGGAGGGCUGCACCCCUUGAAUAGUAUCGAGCUGCACUUAGUAAAUCAUGAUUAAUCUUUUGUGCAUGCUCCUCCAAAUCUCAUGUUUGUUUAUGAUAUGUUUGGGAAGUAUGUGUUGAUUCUCUCCGCAGGGGAUUCAAUUAAAUUUGAGCCUUAGCUUUUUCUA